CAUCAACCCAUUUCCUGAAAGUUUGUAAACUUGUUUCCUCCUUACUCUGAUCAAGUUCUCUGUCAGAUAUAGUAACAACUUACUUCUCUGAGGUGCUUGUCGUAAAAUAUAGCAUCUUUACUAUUGCUGUGAAUAACAUGGCUGAGGAAAAUCCUGCGGUUGGAAAUGUAAUCAAGGAGCAGGGAACGGCAGCAUCGAACGGCCACUCAGCAGUAGUGGAGGACUCUCAAAACAACCCCCAAGAUACAACCAAGAGCAAGGAGGAUGGCACCAAAACAGUGCCAUAUUACAAGCUUUUCUCCUUUGCUGAUUCCUUAGAUUACCUGUUAAUGUCUAUUGGUACAAUCAGCGCUAUUGGAAAUGGGGUCUGUAUGCCUCUAAUGACCAUAAUCUUUGGAGAUGUGAUCAACUCCUUUGGAGGAAGUGGGAAUAAUAAAGACGUGGUUGAUGCAGUUUCCAAGGUGGCUCUAAAGUUUGUCUACUUGGCGGUGGGAGCUGCUGCAGCUGCAUUUCUACAGAUGUCUUGCUGGAUGGUCACUGGAGAGAGACAGGCUUCUCGAAUAAGAAGUUUAUACUUGAAAACAAUAUUGAGGCAAGAUGUUGGCUUUUUUGAUAAAGAAAUUAACACUGGGGAAAUUGUUGGGAGGAUGUCAGGUGAUACUGUGCUCAUUCAAGAGAAAGCUUACAACUCUGGUGUGCAAGAGGGUUUGGCAUCUGGGUUCGGAAUGGGUUCGGUUAUGCUGAUUAUGAUGUGUAGUUAUGCUCUGGCUAUAUGGUUUGGAGGAAAGAUGAUACUAGAAAAAGGAUAUACAGGAGGGGAAGUCAUUAAUGUAGUUUUCACUGUGUUGACUGGCUCCAUGUCCCUAGGGCAGGCAUCUCCAUGCUUGAGUGCAGUUGCUGCUGGACAAGCUGCAGCUUAUAAGAUGUUUGAGACAAUUGACAGAAAGCCAGAGAUUGAUGCUUCUGACACUAAUGGGCAACGAUUACAUGAUAUCCGUGGAGACAUAGAACUGAGAGAUGUUUAUUUUAGUUAUCCUGCAAGACCAGAUGAACAAAUAUUCGAUGGAUUUUCUCUCUCAAUACCUAGUGGUGCAACUGCUGCUUUGGUUGGAGAGAGUGGAAGUGGUAAAUCAACUGUAAUCAGUUUGAUUGAGAGAUUUUAUGACCCCCUAGCUGGCGAAGUUCUUAUUGAUGGUAUUAAUCUCAAAGAGUUCCAGCUGAAAUGGAUCAGACAGAAAAUAGGCCUUGUCAGCCAGGAACCCGUUUUAUUUACUUGUAGCAUUAAAGAUAAUAUUGCCUAUGGGAAGGAUGGUGCAACCACUGAAGAAAUAAGGGCUGCUGCUGAGCUUGCCAAUGCUGCUAAAUUCAUAGACAAACUGCCUCAGGGACUAGACACAAUGGUUGGUGAGCAUGGAACUCAGCUAUCUGGGGGCCAAAAGCAGAGAGUUGCAAUAGCUAGAGCAAUUCUCAAAGACCCAAGGAUUCUACUUUUAGAUGAAGCCACGAGUGCUCUUGAUGCAGAAUCUGAGAGCAUUGUGCAGGAGGCACUGGACAGAAUUAUGAUCAACCGGACUACUGUUGUUGUAGCCCACCGCUUGAGCACCGUAAGGAAUGCUGACACCAUUGCUGUUAUACAUCGAGGAACAAUUGUUGAAAAAGGUCCACAUUCUGAGCUAAUUAAGGACCCUGAAGGAGCAUAUAGCCAGCUUAUAAGGUUGCAAGAAAUGAGCAGCGUGUCAGAACAGACUGCUGUAAAUGAUCACGAAAGGCUUAGCAGCAUGGAUUCUCGAAGACAUUCAAGUAAAAGAUUUUCAAACUUACGAUCCAUAAGCCGGGGAUCAUCUGGAAGAGGAAAUAGUAACCAUCAUUCCUUCUCAAUCUCAUACGGUGUGCCAAUUGCAGUCGAUGCUCUUGAAACAGCAUCUGCAGGACGUGAUAUUCCUGGCUCAGCAUCAUCAAGAGUGCCUGCAGAAGUCUCACUUCGCCGCCUGGCUUACCUGAACAAGCCAGAGAUCCCAGUAUUAUUACUAGGUACUAUAGCUGCAGCAGUCAAUGGGGUAGUCUUACCUAUUUUUGCGAUAUUGAUAUCCAGUGUAAUCAAGACCUUCUACGAGCCACCUCCUCAACUCCGUAAGGAUUCGAAGUUUUGGGCAUUAAUCUUCAUUGUUCUUGGAGUGGUAACUUUCAUAGCAAUCCCAGCAAAAUACUUUUUUGCUGUGGCAGGGUGUAAUUUAAUAAAACGAGUUCGAUCAAUGUGCUAUGAGAAGGUGGUUUACAUGGAAGUAAGUUGGUUGGACGAUCCUGAGCACUCAAGUGGUGCAAUUGGUGCCAGGCUUUCUGCAGAUGCAGCUUCUCUGCGUGGGGUGGUUGGAGAUGCUCUAGGGUUGCUGGUUGAGAAUUCAGCAACUGCAAUUGCUGGUUUGUGUAUUGCUUUUGUGGCAAAUUGGCAACUUGCUCUUAUAAUCCUGGUUUUGAUGCCUCUAUUAGGAUUAACUGGUUAUGCUCAAGUCAAGUUCUUGAAAGGAUUCAGUGCAGAUGCAAAGAAAAUGUACGAGGACGCAAGUCAAGUAGCCAAUGAUGCAGUGGGGAGUAUUCGAACAAUUGCUUCCUUUUGUGCUGAAGAGAAGGUGAUUGAAUUGUACCAGAAGAAAUGUGAAGGUCCUAUUAAGACAGGGAUAAGACGAGGGUUAAUCAGCGGGAUAGGUUUUGGGCUAUCGUUCUUUUUUCUUUUUUCUGUGUAUGCCUGCAGUUUUUAUGCUGGAGCCCGACUUGUUGCAGCAGGCAAGACAACAUUCUCUGAUGUUUUCCGGGUUUUCUUUGCUCUCGCGAUGACAGCUGUUGGAGUGUCUCAUUCAGGUUCCCUAGCCCCUAAUCUUGGUAAAGUAAAGAGCUCUGCUGCUUCCAUAUUUGCCAUUCUUGACCGGAAAUCGAAAAUAGACUCUAGUGAUGAAUCUGGAACAACUAUAGAAAAUGUGAAGGGAGAAAUUGAACUUCGCCGUGUCAGUUUCAAGUAUCCAACUAGACCUGAUGUACCAAUCUUCCAGGAUCUUUGCUUGACUAUUCAUCAUGGCAAGACAGUCGCUUUGGUUGGAGAAAGUGGAAGUGGGAAAUCGACAGUCGUCUCAUUGUUGCAGAGAUUUUAUGACCCUGAUUCAGGUCACAUUACAUUAGAUGGAUUUGAAAUCCAAAAGCUACAGCUCAAGUGGUUGAGACAGCAAAUGGGACUGGUGAGCCAGGAGCCUGUAUUGUUUAAUGACACUAUCAGAGCCAACAUUGCAUAUGGAAAGGAAGGGAAUGCACCAGAGGCUGAAAUUAUAGCUGCUGCAGAAUUGGCAAAUGCUCACAAGUUCAUCAGUAGUUUACAACAGGGUUAUGAUACAAUAGUAGGAGAGCGGGGUAUUCAAUUGUCUGGUGGACAGAAGCAAAGGGUGGCAAUUGCACGAGCUAUAAUGAAGGCACCAAAGAUACUACUACUAGAUGAAGCCACAAGUGCUCUUGAUGCUGAAUCGGAACGAGUGGUUCAAGAUGCAUUGGACCGAAUCAUGGUGGAUCGAACGACAAUCGUGGUUGCCCAUCGGUUAUCCACAAUAAAGAGUGCGGAUGUAAUCGCAGUGGUGAAAAAUGGAGUCAUUGCAGAGAAAGGAAAGCAUGAAACUUUGAUCGGUGUCAAGGAUGGCAUUUAUGCUUCUUUGGUAGCAUUGCAUGCAAGUGCCUCAUCUUAGAUAGCUUUUAUAUUCCUUUUAUCCAAAGAAAAAGAAAGUAUGUAAUCUAAUUUUAUUCAGAGAGGUAAAUUACCAAUAGGAAUAGAUCUUUUUUUAAUUAUCCUUUGUUCUUGUAAGCUCCACUUGAAGGGCUCAUUCAAUUUCAUGUGUUUUACAUCUUUAAAUAUUGAAGGAAAUGUGGAUAAGGAAAUGUCAUCCAGUUCCUUCUUCCCCAAUUCCUUCUUCCCAAUCCAACUUCAAUUUGAAUUCGAAUUCAAAUUCAGUCUUCAGAUAGAUUUUAAUUCAAUUCAUCCAUGGCGGGCCGAAUCAAACAAUUAGAUAGUCUCUUCGUGCCAUGUUGGAA
This is a messenger RNA of Prunus mume (Japanese apricot), 4065 nucleotides long. NCBI's taxonomy places the organism in Eukaryota, Viridiplantae, Streptophyta, Magnoliopsida, Rosales, Rosaceae. The record is from RefSeq and is a predicted model, not a curated record.